Apis laboriosa (Himalayan honeybee) is the source of this 613-nucleotide messenger RNA. RefSeq lists its product as uncharacterized. The record is from RefSeq and is a predicted model, not a curated record. Gene Ontology annotation, biological process: transcription initiation at RNA polymerase III promoter; transcription by RNA polymerase II. NCBI's taxonomy places the organism in Eukaryota, Metazoa, Arthropoda, Insecta, Hymenoptera, Apidae. The transcript has 2 exons. Bases 162 to 485 code for a protein of 107 amino acids. Gene Ontology annotation, cellular component: nucleus.
UCAUAGAGGGCAUAUCAAACAUUCUUUUAUGCAAUCGAUAUUUUAGAACAUAGAAUAUGAAGUUCCAUGUUUAAUCUAUCGUAUAUUUCGUUUGUGCCAUAACCUUCAAAUUAGGUAAAACAAAUUUUCAGAAGUGAAUAUGAUCGAGUAAUUAACAAAAAAUGGAAGAAACUGACGAUUUGGAGGACAGUAUAAAAAUAAGUGCCAAUGAAUUAUUGGCUUUCCAAAGAGAAUUAAAACAGGAGAAAGAACUUCUUCAAAAGAUAUUAACAAAAAUUGAUGAUCAAGUACACAGAUUACAGGUGGAACAACUUCAUUUAUUGGGCCUAAUGAACAAAUCAUUAAAAGGCACAACAGAAAAUUCCUCCUCAUAUGAACCUGAAAAUGAUAUUCAACAAGACUCUACAAACAAAUCAUUAGACUUGUCUGUAGCAUCAGCCUUUAAACAUUUUGAAGAAGAAAUUGAAGAUGAAGAUGAUAUUUAGAACGACGAAUAAUUUUUGUAACUUAAAAAUAUUAAAAACUAUACAUUUUAUACAUAUUGUUAUUAAUAAUUUUGUCAGUUUGAUAAAUUUGUUUACAACUGAAAAAUAUAUUAAUUCAUUUUAUAAAU